This is a messenger RNA of Protobothrops mucrosquamatus (brown spotted pit viper), 1381 nucleotides long. It is a transcript of the gene DAPK3, whose product is annotated as death associated protein kinase 3. Gene Ontology annotation, biological process: positive regulation of apoptotic process; intracellular signal transduction; protein phosphorylation. The transcript has 6 exons. The coding region runs from base 12 to 1262 and encodes 416 amino acids. The record is from RefSeq and is a predicted model, not a curated record. Gene Ontology annotation, cellular component: nucleus; cytoplasm. Lineage: Eukaryota; Metazoa; Chordata; Lepidosauria; Squamata; Viperidae. Gene Ontology annotation, molecular function: protein serine/threonine kinase activity; ATP binding.
UUCAAGCGAGAAUGUCUACUUUCCGCCAGGAAAGGGUUGAAGACCACUAUGACAUGGAGGAAGAGCUGGGCAGCGGCCAGUUUGCAAUCGUGCGGAAGUGCCGCGAGAAGAAAACAGGCCUGGAAUACGCAGCCAAAUUUAUCAAGAAACGCCGCCUGUCCUCAAGCCGCCGAGGGGUGAGCCGGGAGGAGAUUCAGCGGGAAGUCAACAUCCUGCGUGAGAUUCAGCACCCCAAUAUCAUCACCCUCCACGACAUUUUCGAGAACAAGACGGACGUGGUGCUGAUUCUGGAACUGGUCUCCGGCGGGGAGCUGUUUGACUUCCUGGCCGAGAAGGAAUCCCUGACGGAGGAAGAGGCCACCCAGUUCCUGAAACAGAUCCUAGAUGGGGUCCACUACCUCCACUCCAAACACAUCGCCCAUUUCGACCUCAAGCCCCACUGGCGCGAGUACUGCAUGAGUGUUGCGGUGUUUGCGUUCCCGCUUGAGAGCACUCACGGCCCCACUUGCAUGAGCAACGGGCUGAGCGGUGCCUCUCCCUUCUUGGGGGAAACGAAGCAGGAGACCCUGACCAACAUUUCGGCGGUGAAUUACGACUUUGACGAGGAAUACUUCAGCAACACCAGCGAACUGGCCAAGGAUUUCAUUCGGAGGCUGCUGGUCAAGGACCCCAAGAAACGGAUGACAAUUGAGCAAAGCUUGGAGCACCCGUGGAUCAAGGUGAUCAAGAGGCGGAACGUACGCAACGAAGACAACGGCAAGAAGCCAGAGCGACGGCGCCUGAAGACCACCCGGCUGAAGGAAUACACCAUCAAGUCCCACUCCAGCAUGCCGCCCAAUAACACCUACAUCAACUUUGAGCGCUUCUCCAAGGUCCUGGAGGAGGUGGCGGUGGCCGAGGAGAGCCUGCGCGAGCUGCAGCAGAGCAAGAGGUCUUUCCGGGAGGACAUUGAGGCCCUGCGCUCCAUUUAUGAGGAGAAGGAGUUGUGGUACAAGGAGGAGAACGAGGCCAUCAGCCAGGAUCUCCGCCAGAUCCAGCAGGAGAUGCAGAAGACGGAGGCCCUGAAGCGGCAAGCUCAAGAAGAGGCCAAGAGUACCUCCUUGGCAGCCAACCGUCUGAAGCGACAUCUCAGGAAGCUGGAGAACCGCUACGAGGCCCUGGCCAAGCAGAUGGCUUCCGAGAUGAAGUUUGUCCAGGAACUGGUCCAUUCGGUGGAGAUGGAGAAGCUGCAGGGUGGAGAAGAAGACUGUGGAAUUCGCUAAUGGGGGUCCCUUCUGGGCAGGUGGGAGAAGGUCAUCUCUUCUGGGUCAGGUCAACCCAUCUUAGAUCCUCCUACUCACCCUUCCGGGGUGGUGGUGUCGGAAAAGACACCGGCCCUCUU